Molecule: messenger RNA, 920 nt
Organism: Haliotis rufescens (red abalone)
Lineage: Eukaryota; Metazoa; Mollusca; Gastropoda; Lepetellida; Haliotidae
Product: tubulin alpha-1A chain-like
Exons: 2
Coding region: 1-900 (299 amino acids)
Biological process (GO): microtubule cytoskeleton organization; mitotic cell cycle
Cellular component (GO): microtubule; cytoplasm
Molecular function (GO): structural constituent of cytoskeleton; GTP binding
Source: RefSeq, a predicted model, not a curated record
AUGGAACUACGAAGUGGCAAGAAGGAAGGUAUAUCGCCGGGCUACCAGAGAGGAACAAAAGACAAGCUGGAGUUCUGUAUUUACCCUGCCCCGCAGAUCCCAACAGCUGUCGUUGAGCCCUACAACUCUAUCUUGACAACCCACACCACCCUGGAGCAUUCAGAUGUCAGCUUCAUGGUCGACAAUGAGGCUAUCUUUGACAUCUGUCGUCGAAACCUCGACAUUGACCGUCCUACGUACACUAACCUGAAUCGUCUGAUUGGUCAGAUUGUGAGCUCCAUCACAGCCUCUCUUCGUUUUGAUGGUGCCCUGAACGUGGAUUUGACCGAAGUCCAGACCCAUCUUGUGCCAUCCACACGAAUCAGCUUCCCGUUGGCAACGUUCGUUCCUGUAAUCUCCUCAAAGAAGGCCUACCAUGGACAACUUACCGUGGCAAAUAUCACCAAUGCAUGUUUCGAGCCUGCCAAUCAGAUGGUCAAGUGUGACCCUCGUCACGGCAAGUACAUGGCCUGCUGCCUACUGUACAGAGGCGAUGUCGUCCCGAAGGAUCUAAACGCUUCCAUCGCCAGCAUCAAGACAAAGAGAACUACCCAAUUCGUCGAUUGGUGUCCAACUGGUUUCAAGGUCGGCAUCGACUACCAGCUACCCACUGUUGUCCCUGGUGGUGCCCUGGCUAAGGUCCAGAGAGCCAACCAGUUGCUCCAGUUGAGCAACACCACUGCUAUCGCUGAAGCAUGGGCUCGUCUCGAUCACAAGUUCGAUCUAAUGUACGCAAAGCGUGCUUUAAUCCACUGGUUAUGGAGCAGGGAUAGUCCUCCAAAGCCGGUGGAGAAGGACUACGAGGAGGUUGGGAUGGUCUCUACUGAAGAAUAUGGAGAGGAACAGGGAGAAGAAUACUGAAGAGUCCUUUAAACCUUACC